GAGUGAAAGGGGAAGGGCCUCCUAACUACCGCAAGGGACGAUUCCAGCAAGCGUCGAGGCUCCCGGUGCUUCUGACUGACUUCAGCUGGCGAGCACAGAAGGGCACGUUGUUGCCGCGGCUGCCACCUGGGCUUGUCUUUUUGCGGCAGGUUUUAACUCAGAAAACCUGCCCACCCGGGACUCCUCGCAGCUCUUUCCAGGCGCAGGCCUCUGGCUCUCUCUCGGGGUUCUGCAGGAGGAGCGAGUGGGUCUGUGAGUGUUUGUUAUUUUUCUAGUCCCUUCACACUCAUGAAAAGUGUGUAAAUGUGAAAGUGUGGGAAGUGUGUGUGUGGGUCUGAGAGAGAACGGAAGAGAAGGGGAGCUAGACCCAGAGCUUCUGUGGCCCCGGCUUCAGCGUCCUUCAGUGGGCAGCCUCUGUAGCCAGGCAGUCCUCUCCUGGUGCACGGGUCGGAGAUGAAUUCCCUCUGGAAUAUCCUUUUGGCGACAACUCUCUUCUUACUCCUGCCCCUUCACACGUUGGCCUCUCCAGCCUCCGACGACCAGCCCAUCGCCAGAUACUCCAAAGGCCAUACCUGUCUAGCCUGUGUGGCGGUAGUAUCCGUGAUUGAACAGCUCACUCAAGUACACAACUCCACGGUGGAGGCCUCGAUGGAGAGACUCUGCAGCUACCUGCCAGAGAAGCUGUUCUUGAAGACCACCUGCUAUUUAGUGAUAAGAAUGUUUGGACCGGACAUCAUAAAACUUGGAACAUUCAGAUCUGACUCAGAUCUGUUGUCCGCCAAAGGCUGCCCUUGGGUCAAAGUGUGGCCCCUGGCUCGGUUUCUCAAGAGCCUUUCCGAAGGAAUUUUACCAACAAAUGAUCAGACCUGGUAUCUAGAUUCUCUUUUUUAUGUUGGCAUUUGUGCACUUGAACUGUGGGAGCAAGUGAUGCUCUGGUCAAGCCAGGUCCUGAUGAACCCACCCUCGGCCUUCCAGGGAGAGCGACAGAAGCAUCAUCACGUGCAGCACGAAGGGGGUCGGAAGGCGUGUGGUGCAGCCCUCGUCACUGGGCAGUUUGAGGCAUGGAAAUUUACACUAGAGAAGGCGAGACAGAUUGUGAAGAAAUCCCCAACUCCGAAAUAUUCCAGAAGUAGUUCUGAUGUUUGUUCCCUCCCAUUUUUGGCCAAGAUCUGUCAGAGGAUUAAAUCAACUAUAAAAAAUUCUGUGCCAUUCAAAGAUGUAGAUUCGGACAAAUACAGCGUUUUCCCAACACUGAGGGGCUACCACUGGCGAGGGAGAGACUGCAACGACCGCAACAAGAUGGCAUACCCGGGCAGAAGGCCAGACAACUGGGAUGUACAUGAGGAUUCAAACUGUAAUGGCAUUUGGGGUGUUGAUCCAAAAGAUGGAAUUCCGUAUGAGAAGAAGUUCUGUGAAGGUUCGCAGCCCAGGGGAAUCAUUUUCCUGGGAGACUCAGCUGGGGCUCAUUUUCACAUCUCUCCCGAAUGGAUCACAGCUUCACAGAUGUCUUUGAAAUCCUUCAUCGAUUUACCAACAGCUCUUACCAAUGAGCUCGACUGGCCCCAACUCUCUGGUGCUACUGGGUUUCUGGACUCCAUUAGUGGAAUUAAAGAAAACUCUAUUUACCGUCAAUUACGGAAAAGAAAUCACUGCAAUCACAGAGACUACCAGAAUAUUUCAAGAAAUGGUGCAUCCUCCCGGAACCUGGAGAAAUUUCUAGAAACUUUGUCUAGAAACCAACUGUUGGACCAUCCAGCCAUUGUCAUAUAUGCCAUGAUUGGAAAUGAUGUCUGCAACGGGAAAGCUGACCCAGUCCCAGAAAUGACCACUCCUGCAAAAUUAUACUCGAGCAUCAUGCAGACUCUGAAGUAUCUAAAUUCCCACCUGCCAAAUGGCAGCCAUGUUAUUUUAUAUGGCUUACCAGAUGGGACAUUUCUCUGGGAUAAUUUGCACGACAGAUAUUAUCCUCUCGGCCAACUAAAUAAGGAUGUGACCUAUGCACAUUUCUACUCCUUCCUGAACUGUCUCCAGGUCAGCCCCUGCCACAGCUGGAUGACCUCCAACAAGACGCUCCGGACUCUCACUUCAGAGAGAGCAAAACAACUCUCCAAUACACUGAAAAAAAUUGCAACCAGCCAGAAAUUUACGAACUUCGAUCUUUUCUACAUGGAUUUUGACUUCCACGAAGUUACCGAGGAGUGGCGGAAGAGAGGUGGGCAGCCCUGGCAGCUCAUUGAACCUGUCGAUGGAUUCCACCCCAAUGAAGUGGCUUCACUGCUGUUGGCAGAUCGCUUCUGGAAGAAGGUGCAGCUACAGUGGCCCCAGGUUCUGGGAAAGGAGAAUCCAUUCAACUCUCAGAUUGAACAGGUGUUUGGAGACCAAGGUGGCCACUGAGCGCCUUCAGGAUGUGCACUCCUGGAAAGCUCAGGGAGGCAAGAACUUGGGUAAAUCCAUCCAACAAACGGUUAUGGGGCUGCCAUUUUGCAGGCACAUAGAACCCUCUUUAGCAGCAAAUUUGCAAAGUGCUUUUCUCUCGUUUUGGAGUCUAUCUAAAUGACAGCAUGAUUCGGAGUGUUUCAGGGAGCAGUUCCCUCCAUUUGUCCCUCAGGUCACUUUAAUAAAGUGUUUUGGAUGCCAUUCCAAGCAAGAGAGAGUAUCUGUGCCCUUUAACAGCUUAUUGUUCUAAAAUCAAAUUAGAAGUCCAGCAAUGCUCAGAUCUUACCCAGGGUGUUGGUGCACCAGGAUUGAGCCUCACUCCGGUGCUGCUGCUUUUGGAUGGCCAGCAGGCUGGGGCUGCCCCUAGGAAGGCUGCUGGCUGGCUGCCAAGAGCUCUCACAAGAGAACACAGAACUAUAAACACAAAAUUAGGUACAAACUUGGAUGUUUAUUUAGAACGAGAAAAGAAAUCACAACAAAUGGCAAUUUUUUUUUAAGUUGACAAAUAGCAUAAGCCCCACAAAAUCCAGAUGAUUGAAAAAAUGACAAUUUUUCUUCGUUUAAAAGGUUUUCUUACAUUCUUCAGCUGCAUAGUCUCAUCAGCUUUUCCUAUAACAAUGAUUUGGUGAUAUCAUGGUCUACAGAAAGGACAGAAAAGUAAAACGUGUUGCUUUUUAUUGAUAAUUUAGAAGAGUUUCUUUCAGCUGCAUAACUCAUUGGUAAAGUCAUGUAAAUUUUUAGAAUUAUUGUCAAAUUGGGAGGACCUCUAUCAAAUCUCUUUUGAGUGAGAGCUAUUAGAGACACACUCCCUAUUUGGAAUAUUGUUAACAUUUUGUGUGCGUGUAAGCCUGGAAAUUCUGGUAAAUUCUAUCGCACACCAUUCUCGUUGGUGUGUCACUCACUUCCCUUGCCCAUCUCUCACACAGCCACGGAUUUUGGGGGCCAGUGGGUAUACGCCCAGACCCUCAUCGUGCUGUCAGCACCCCACUUCACAUAGGCACAUCUUCCUACAUUUUGCCCUCAGAAGCUUGCUUGACACAGCCCAGAGGUGUGGGGCAGUUCCACCCCAGGCAUCCCAGGAGCUGGUGAAUAAAUGCACCAGCCUCUUGCUUUCAUGGUCAGUUUGGGGAGGCAUUCGGUGUGCAUCUCAGAGGCAGAAUCAGCCCCUUCGUUCAUAGCAACAAUGCCUUAGAUGGUGCUUUCUUCUACUCUGUGUCACUCUCCUUGCCCCCUCAUUCCUGCCCUCUGGGAUGCUUCCCAAAUAAACCACCUGCACCUAAGUCUUUGUCUCAAUAAAGACAACAUUAAAAUGAUGGCGUGUGCAUAA
Ailuropoda melanoleuca (giant panda) is the source of this 3763-nucleotide messenger RNA. It is a transcript of the gene AOAH, whose product is annotated as acyloxyacyl hydrolase. Bases 454 to 2394 code for a protein of 646 amino acids. Gene Ontology annotation, biological process: lipopolysaccharide catabolic process; negative regulation of inflammatory response. Gene Ontology annotation, molecular function: calcium ion binding; acyloxyacyl hydrolase activity. The transcript has 22 exons. The record is from RefSeq and is a predicted model, not a curated record. Lineage: Eukaryota; Metazoa; Chordata; Mammalia; Carnivora; Ursidae.